Gigantopelta aegis is the source of this 633-nucleotide messenger RNA. Its product is annotated as aminopeptidase N-like. NCBI's taxonomy places the organism in Eukaryota, Metazoa, Mollusca, Gastropoda, Neomphalida, Peltospiridae. The record is from RefSeq and is a predicted model, not a curated record. Gene Ontology annotation, cellular component: cytoplasm. Gene Ontology annotation, biological process: peptide catabolic process; proteolysis. Gene Ontology annotation, molecular function: peptide binding; metalloaminopeptidase activity; zinc ion binding. Bases 241 to 633 code for a protein of 130 amino acids. The transcript has 4 exons.
UGGUGUCUUUUCUUAGAAUUUCGUUUUUCGUUUUGUUUGUAUUGUUUGUUUUAAAAUUUUCUCGCACCUCUCUAAUAUGUACUGUAAUAUCUGAGAAGUUUGUCAAUGAUAAUAUUUUAAUAUUUCAGAGCAGGCCUACUGAACGUGAGCAUCGCACUGAAGACGUUAAACGUUCUAGCCAAAGAGUUCGAUUACUUGUCUUGGGAGGCAGCGUGGACUUAUUUGAUCAGACUGAACAGAAUGUUCGACAGAACGGACAUAUACGGCGCACUUCAGAUUUUCCUGACAGACCUUGCACGGGACCAAUAUGCCAUGCUGAACGGGGACAGUGCUACGGACAAGACCCCAAUCGACCGUCUGUACAGACGAAAGAUGACCGUAGUAAGCUGUUCUGGCCAGAAUAAGAGAUGUCUGAACGAUUCUAAACACAUCUUCACACAGUGGAUGCAACACAAUGCAAGGAUAGAUCCGAACUUGCGAGAUGUGAUUAUGUGUGAAGGAGUAAGGUAUUCUGGCUAUCGCGAAUGGAUGUACACACUUUCAGCUUAUGAAACGUCACAGGACAGAGUUGAUCAAGCUUACCUCGUGGCUGCUCUGACGUGCACAAAAGAGGCGUGGUUACUUAAACGGUGA